GAUCAUUGCCUAAACCAGCAUACACUACUGUAUACUAUCUCUUGUCGCAUUUUUUUUCUGCUGUGUCAUUUGUCGCGAAUACUUUGAGACACUAGAAACUCACACUUGGUAUAAUACACGACAAAGCUCAGUAUGGAAUAUUAAUCUGAUCAAUGGCUGUAAAAAUAGGCUCUGUACCGGCAUUAUCCAAUGAAUUAUAUACUGCCAACUCAUCAGGCAGCUGGACAUGAAGGCUACUUCACUCCUGAAGAUGGCUCACUAUUCAUAAAGGCCACUGACCAGCAAGAAAUUGACUUUUAUACUCAAGUACAAGCCCAUGAUGAUGAACAAGAUGAUGAACAAGAUGAUUCAUACUUGGGCUCAAAGCUUUCAGAUUGGAUGCCUCUAUAUAUGGGAACAUUGACUAGUGGAGAUAUCACUAAAUCAAACACAUCAGCAACCACUAACAAUAACAAUAACAAUAACAAUAAUAAUAAAAAGUAUAUUGUCUUACAGAACCUCUACCAGGGCUUUAAACGUCCCAGCAUUCUAGAUAUAAAGCUCGGAGCUUUAUUGACUGAUCCAGAUUCCACACUGCCUGAUAAAAUUGCUAGAUUAAAAGAAGUUAGUCAGUCAAGUACAAGUGGAUCUUUACAUUUUAGAAUUUGUGGAAUGGACGUUUACAAUGGUAAUAAUACUAAACUACCUACUGAUAUAUUUCCUAAUAUGAAUAAAGAUGCAUUGGAAAUAAAGAAAGAUAAUGAAUAUAUAUUUUUCAAUAAGCUUUAUGGCCGAUCAUUAACAACCGAUACUAUAAAUGAAGGAAUCUUACUCUAUUUCAAGCAUAACUUUGCCGAACAACAAUUGGGAUCUAGAAUUAUUCGGAGAUUAUUAAGUACAUUCCUUAAACGAUUACAAUUACUAUACAAUUGUAUUCUUGAUUAUGAAAUCAGGAUAUACAGUGGAUCACUCUUAUUUAUAUAUGAGAGUGACUUAUCAAUGUAUGGAGAAGGUAUACUUGACGAUGAUGAAAAGUACGAUGAACUUGAUCCUCUUGUUCAGGAACCCAUCAUUGAAGUUGAUGAUGAUGAUGAUGAAGAUGAAGAUGAAUAUGAAGAUGGAGAAGAUACUCAACAAUCACUGCAACAAUUCACUCCUCUUAGCAGUCUACAUUUUAUAGACUUUGCCCAUGCAAAAUUCGUCAAAGGUAAGGGUCAUGAUGACAAUAUAAUUAUUGGGAUUGAGAAUUUAAUCAAUAUAUUUGAACAACUUGUACAAGAUUACAAAUAAUUAAGAAGAUUAUUAAAUGAUAACGGAUUUUAUGAUAUUCGUAUUUACAAUUAAAAUGAAUCAAAUGAUU
Messenger RNA from Scheffersomyces amazonensis, 1339 nucleotides. RefSeq names its product inositol polyphosphate multikinase (gene IPK2). Gene Ontology annotation, biological process: phosphatidylinositol phosphate biosynthetic process; inositol phosphate biosynthetic process. The record is from RefSeq and is a predicted model, not a curated record. Gene Ontology annotation, molecular function: inositol-1,4,5-trisphosphate 3-kinase activity; inositol hexakisphosphate kinase activity; inositol-1,4,5,6-tetrakisphosphate 3-kinase activity. Gene Ontology annotation, cellular component: cytoplasm; nucleus. NCBI's taxonomy places the organism in Eukaryota, Fungi, Ascomycota, Pichiomycetes, Serinales, Debaryomycetaceae. The transcript has a single exon. Bases 190 to 1269 code for a protein of 359 amino acids.